Messenger RNA from Trichosurus vulpecula (common brushtail), 5218 nucleotides. RefSeq names its product gasdermin E (gene GSDME). Bases 101 to 1612 code for a protein of 503 amino acids. Gene Ontology annotation, cellular component: cytoplasm. The transcript has 10 exons. Gene Ontology annotation, biological process: programmed cell death. The record is from RefSeq and is a predicted model, not a curated record. NCBI's taxonomy places the organism in Eukaryota, Metazoa, Chordata, Mammalia, Diprotodontia, Phalangeridae.
CGAGAUCACCUGGACCAAGAAGAGGCUCCGACGCUGCCCCCUCCGCUUCUAAGGGACACUGGAUCCGCAGCUGCGCCGCUGGCCCCGGUGAGUCAUCACAAUGUUUGCCAAGGCCACCAGGAAUUUUCUCAAAGACACUGACCCAGGAGGGGACUUGAUCCCAGUGUCGAGCCUGAAUGACUCAUACAGGUUACAGCUCCUGAGUUUGGUGGUGAAGAAAAAGAAGUUUUGGUGUUGGCAGAGACCCAAGUACCAGUUUUUAUCAGCCACCAUCAAUGACAUCCUGACUAAAGAUGAGUUUGUGAACCAAGUUGUGGUCGAGUCAGACUUUGUGAAGUAUGAGGGGAAGUUUGAAGAUGUCACAAAGGGCACUAUUGAGACUGCCUUGGGGAGGAUCACUCUUAAGGCUGGAAGAUCGGGCUUGGUGGAGAGCCAGUCUUCCUUUGGGACGCUUCGGAAGCACGAGGUGGACCUGCAGCAGCUCAUCAGGGAGUCUGUGGAUAGGAAGAUAAAUCUGAAGAGUCCUUUGCUGCAGCAAGUCCUGGAGAGGAAGAAUGAGGUCCUGUGCAUCUUGACACAAAAGAUCGUGACCACUCAAAAGUGUGUCAUCUCUGAGCAUGUCCAGAUAGAAGAUAAAUGUGGUGGCAUGGUGGGCCUCAAGACCAAAAGGGUGAAGGUCUCUGUGAGUGAAAAUGGGAAUGUGAUGACAGACUCCAACGUGGUCCUGGAGAUCCCGGCAUCCACCCCCAUCGCCUACAGGGUCCUGGAGCUGUAUGUCAAGCGGGACGGCCAGUUUGAAUUCUGCUUGCUGAAGGAGAAAAAAGGUGGCUUUGAGCAAGAGAGUGCAGAUGGCCUCGAUCACCUGGAUGCUGGGAUCUAUGGAGAGCAAAUCUUCCCCUUCAUGCCAGACAUUGCGGAUGGGACUUCUGAGGCUGCAAAGCUCGUGCCUGCUGAGGGGCCAUUAAGCUCCUUAAAACACGGGAUGCUGCUCUUGGAGAGGAAUUUCCGUCCCUUUGUGGAGCUGUCAGAGCAUCACCAAGCAGCUCUGUGUGAAAGCCUCUGGGAAAUCCUGUUCGACGAUGAAUUGGUGGUGGCCCUGGACACCGUGCUUGAUGACAUCUUUACGGGCGGAAGCCCGCAGCUGACGACACUCACAGAGCUGAGCCAUCUUCAGCAACGGCAGCUCGCUACCUUCCUGAAGCUGGCAGGACUCCAAGUGCGGAAGGAUCUGCUGGUGUGGCGGGACACUCAGAGCAGUCAGGAGCUGCUGUCCACCAUCCACUUCUUUAUCAGUGCUCUGGCAGAGAUGCCAGACAACACGCCAGCCCUGAUGGGCACUUGCUGCAAGCUACAUGUGGUACCGGCAUUGUGUUACUUGCCUCGAGUAACAUCUGCUGAUGGCUUUUCUGAACUUGGACACCCGAGCCUGGCCCCUCUCAACAACGCAGAAAGAUUUGAGAUUGUGCAGAAGUUGUUUGCUCUAUCAAACAUCAGCCUGGAACGAAGGGAGGAGACUGUGAAGGCAGUCAUUAUGAAGAAGCCUCAGUAUCUCCCCCUCAUUCUUUAUAUAAUCCUGAAUGGACUUUGUGCUUUAGAAAAAAAAGACAAGUGAGGGCACUAGGUAAAGGCCGAAGGGGUUUUAAUGGUGGGCACCCUGUAUACUCUAGGGAGCCUCUCUUCAGAAAAUCCUAAAAGCUGCACUCAUAAGACAAAUCAAAACGAGGUGAUUCUUUUCCCCAUCAUUUAGGGCUUCCUUUUACAAGAGAACUCAGCAGCGCUCCCUUUCUAAGUAAAAGCUUCGUAACAUUUUUAAUAUUAGGAUCACAAAAAUUCAACUGCUAGAAAAAUACUACCAGAAGGUCUGUCUGGAGGUGCCCACUUGGCAUCGACAACAUUCACAUUUAGAGCUCUGGACCCCAGCAAACAGAGGAGAAUAAGGAGGUUCUCAUCUUGAGCAGGAUUGAGGAUUCUAAGCCUACAUCUAGAAAAGAGACCUUGUCUGCAUAAAUGGGCCUUUGAAGAGGUUGCAAGCCCGUCCUCUUUCUCCCAUCACCUUCAAGGGGAGCAAGAGGUGCUUUUGCUUUUCAACUGAGAUGACUUUAUUCUGGUGGUGACUGAUAAAGGACCUGGAGGGUGCAGAGGCUUCCUGUGGCCACUUGUCCAACAACCUCCCAGCAAAGUCGUGGCUUCUUCUGCUAUGCAUUUACUCUUUGAUCCUGAUGGUGUAUAAUGGAGACAUGGUGUGAGCCACGUGUACAGUUGACAGUAGUUUUACUUACCCUUGCAUUCCAGAUGUUUAAUUUAUAAAACUGUGGGACAUGAGAGGAGGUUCUAAACUCUGUGUCAUGCCUGUCUCUGUUCCAACAUCUCUUCCAAGUGACCUGUUAAUGUCCUAGUCACCAACAGGAUCAGCUGCCAUCUAUCUGGGGCUCAGGCAGUUGGGAGAUUGGUCUAGUGCUUUUUGCCUUUAUUUCUGAAGGUGAGGAGGCAUCCCUGAGCUGGGCUGCCUGGCACCUGGGACUGUGCCAUGCUGCAGUCAGAAGGCAGGUGCCAUUUGUCCUCAGGUGACAAGGGUAUAUCCUAGCAAGGAAAAUCUGUCUGCUAAACAAAUGAACAGCCCCAUUGCAGUUACUACAUGACUGUAGUGAUGAUAAAAGGCUCACAACCUCUUCAAAUAAGAAGUCUUUAUUUCUUUAUAUAUACAAAAAUAUUUUAUUGGGAAUAGUUAAAUCUCAUAGAUUUCGUACAUUUCUGUAAUUUGCAUUAUGGACAACACAUGAACAAGACAUGAAAUGUGUGAAAGAGGAGGAAGGAACUUUGUAAAACGGAAGAACCCUUGGUUGCAGAGCAGCUGGCUUGUCCUUGGGCAAAGCCAACAUCAGGGUAUCCCUUCUACGGGAACUGUGAUGGGUAAGAUACCUUGGAAAGGAGCAGCAAUUGACUUUAUUAACACAGGAAUAGCUAAAUUCUUGCAGUGUGUUCACACUUGGGUCUUGGGGCUGCCAAGCUUUUUUGCCCUCAGUUUUUAAAACUGUUCUCUUCCACGUAUGUAUAAAAGACAAUUAGAAAGAACAUGCAUUUUAAUGUCCAAUGUAAAACUACUUAUGAAAAGAAAUAUCAAGGUCAAGAAGAAAAAUCCCAAAGCUUUCUACAUCAUCCUUAAAGAAUCUUAAAACAAAAAUGUCCUAAGUCUGGGGUGCUGGCUCUUUGAAAAAAAGAACCUAAGGCGCCAUCUUUCCAACUAACCUUAUGGAAACAUGGGGGGGGGGUGGAGUUUCACUUUAAAAUACAUGGAGGAAAAAAAUUUUUUUUAUAAGUCUGGGUCUUUUGGACUUGUAUUUAUUCCAACUCUGCCACUUAGUCCCAGCUUGAUUUACAGCCUUUUUCUCUCUCUCUUUACCUGUAAAAUGAAAUUCUGACCAGAUGCCCAUCAAAGUUCCUUCCAGACCAAUCUCUAAGCCUAUGAACUCACCCGUUCUUCACGCGGACCAGGUGAACUUCAGUUUACUAAACAGGACUCUUCUACUUAGAUUUAUACACCUCUACAGUUUAAAUUCUCAUCCUUUUGUUAAAAACAAAACCUCGAUGCAUUUUAAAGUGGUAACAAUUGGUGACUAAUCUUAGUAUUGAUAAUUUGGGAAACCAAUAAGCUGGUUAAUUACUGCUCCCUAUUUUACAUGGUUAAGGUGGAAACCUGCAACUAAUAUAAAGUUUAUGUGAAGUUUCUCGGACAUUGCUCUCCUUGUGGGAGAAAAAUCGGCGGUCAUGGCCAGAAUCGACCAACCAACAAGCAUUUAUUAAUCACCAACUGUGGACCUCACCAACACUCCUAGACCGCCGUAGGCUGAAAUGCCACUGUCGGUGCCCCUCUGACUUGUGUUCUGCACCCCCUCACCAACCUUGGCUCAGCUCCUUGAAUGGCACCUGUGGGUGUCUUCACUUAGCAGGGGCUGGGAGGCAGGAAAAAGGAAAGGAGUCAAGUUGGCUCCUGAAGAACUUAGAACCAACCCAAGCUGGGCCUCAGGGGCAGGAGAGCCAGUGGUGGGUGAUGGCGGCUCCUAAGAGGUAUAAAGAAUGUGGCAACCACCACCAUGAGGUAAACAUUCAGGAAACCAGCUCAGAUGUUAGGAGAAAAGAAAGGAAUUGUAAUCAUAAGACACUGGGCACAUUUCAGGAAUAACCACCCCCCCUCCCCCAUAUCUAACAGUCUAAAUCUUUUCAAACAACAAAAAAAGAGAAAAGAUUAGUUGCCUGCAUUUUGACCUAACUUUACAUUAAUCUUCCAUUUGCUUUUAUCUGACCUUGAAUGCUAAACUGCUUUCUCCAGAAUGCAACUCAGGGCUUUGCUCCAUGGCCGCAGAGAAAGAACUCAAGGACAAGGGAAGAAGAGUCUGUUCCUUAGACUAACCCUGAGUUAUUCACUAUGAAUGCAGAGAUAGAGGAGUCAUCAUUUCUGAGUGUAAGGCUUUGGCUCCAGAAGAGAUUUUGAAUUACAGGCUAGAUCAUCAUCUCCUGGGCCUGCAUCUUUGGGGCUGCUAUGGGAUUAAAAAUGGGGUGUCUGAUUCCCAAGCUUGGAAAAACACAUUCCAGAGAGCAAAGGGAUAUGAGGAAAACAGCCCCAGGAGAUAACCACGAGGAGUCCAUGUGUACCAACUCCAAACCUAGGGAGUGCUUUCUGAAUUAGGAUUUUUCAUUUCAGAGGUGAGAACUACAUGAUCCUCUUUUGAGAAGAAGGAAAGGGAACAUUAAAUAAUCUCCCUUAACUCAACAGAAAGCUUCAGUCUUGUCACAGAAAAUUCAGGAUUAGAACUUCAAACCUAUCAGAGUAGCCUCAGGCCUCCUCCCUACAGUUGGUCCAGAGUAGGACAGAAACAAGGCAGGACAGAGGUGUGGGGGGGUGAGAGGGGCAGCUAAUCCCGCAGUGGUCCCCAGCUCUGACUCUCUAACUGGAAAAGCCCAUCCUGGGAACCGAGGAGAUAGAUUAGAAGAGGAAACGCAGAUGAAGAGAAUGCCUACUUACGUAGGUAGGUAGGUAAACAAAACAUACGUACCUGUGUGUGGACAAGACCCCCCACACCCCCAGCCCAAGAGAGUCAGUCAGUCAAGCUGACAAUCUUUAUAAACUCCUGGGCUAACAGAAGAGCAGCUCGAACAACCAGGCCCAUCUCAUUCCAAAGGCGUUUUAUUGCAAGAUUAAAAUGACCAUUUCCUAAUAAAG